This is a messenger RNA of Hippopotamus amphibius kiboko, 1106 nucleotides long. Its product is annotated as RNA-binding protein 3. The record is from RefSeq and is a predicted model, not a curated record. The coding region runs from base 133 to 603 and encodes 156 amino acids. Gene Ontology annotation, molecular function: ribosomal large subunit binding; RNA binding. Gene Ontology annotation, cellular component: spliceosomal complex. Gene Ontology annotation, biological process: regulation of translation; positive regulation of mRNA splicing, via spliceosome. The transcript is spliced from 7 exons. NCBI's taxonomy places the organism in Eukaryota, Metazoa, Chordata, Mammalia, Artiodactyla, Hippopotamidae.
GUGACGUAUCCGCUACGUAAGCUUUAUCAGGCGUCUUCCCCUGCGCCGGCCUUCCCAGUCGCUCGGCUUCUUGGCGGUAGCUGUCUCUUCGGCCUUUUUACUUCUUAAUUUCCAGGACUUGAAUUUACUGCCAUGUCCUCUGAAGAAGGGAAGCUUUUCGUUGGCGGGCUCAACUUCAACACUGAUGAACAGGCUCUGGAAGACCACUUCAGCAGCUUCGGACCUAUUUCUGAGGUGGUCGUCGUCAAGGACCGGGAGACUCAGCGAUCCCGGGGUUUUGGCUUCAUCACCUUCACCAAUCCAGAGCAUGCCUCAGAUGCCAUGAGAGCCAUGAAUGGAGAGUCUCUGGAUGGUCGUCAGAUCCGUGUAGACCACGCGGGCAAGUCGGCCCGGGGAACAAGAGGGGGUGCCUUCGGGUCCUAUGGGCGUGGUCGCAGCUACUCUAGAGGUGGUGGGGACCAGGGCUAUGGAAGUGGCCGGUAUGACAGUCGACCUGGAGGAUAUGGAUAUGGAUAUGGAAGGUCCAGAGAUUAUGGCGGCAGAAGCCAGGGUGGUUAUGAGCGCUACUCAGGAGGAAAUUACAGGGACAAUUAUGACAACUGAGAUGAGGCAUGCACACCUAAUGUAGAUACACAAGGAAUAAAACUUCUUCUGAUCCAGGACCAUCCCUCCAAAUGGCUGUAUUUAUAAAGAUUUUUGGAGCUGCACUGAAACAUCUGUUCUAGUUAUAUCAACCUCUUUUUGAAUUGAGCUCCCAAGGUAGCUUAUUAAAGACCUUUCAGAAAGUUCCGUGUGUUUUUUUUAAAUUUUUCUUCCAUUUAAAGGCAAAUUCUGAGACAUUUGUAGAAUCUGAAUAUUUUUUCCUUUUUUACCAGUUUUUUAGUUCAGGCUCUCAGGAUUAUUGGUUCUGGCAAAAAAUGUUUGGCCGGACUAAUUUUUUUUUUAAUAAUGUGCAUCUAGGGACAUUUUAAAAACCUGUACACAAUGUUUCAUCAUGAUUAGAAGCAAUUUCCGACUGUAACUAUAAGAACUCAAGGACAUGAUUACUUAGAGGUGUUUUUUACUCCAGAUCUCUGCCUUGAUUAUAUAGAAGUUUCUUAAAGAUA